UGUGGUGGACGGCAAAGCGGCCUUUCCUUAAUGGACCUGGCAUUGGAAGGGGUCUAAGUUGCCAUCUAGGAGCACCCGCUGUUUUUCACCUAGGCACCAGAGAAACGUCCUUGACGAGAGCGAGGAUUAUCGUCAAAUGAAGCUGGAGAGAACCAAGCUGGUACAGGCCCGGCGCACACCCGCCCCGUGCCCAGACGGCGGGCACACCUUCCGUCUGUAAACAGCCAGCCGUGGAAAGGCAAACAGGUGACACGUAGGCUGACAGCUGGCCCCGACGGGUGGAGCAAGGAAAAAGUCUUCCCACCGGCGAUCCCAAGGAGGCCCGGAUCCGGAUGUCCCCUUCUCCCAGGUGGUCGUGAGCCUCUCCUGAGCGGAGCCACGGCCGGAGAGAGGGCCGAGCCUGGAAAAGCGGAGGAGGAUCUCUGGACGCUCGCCCCGCGUUGGCUUGAAUUUCCCGUUGACGGAUCGCCACGGAGAUUGAGGUGAACCACUGAGUCCUCAUUAUGUCUGAUGGGGACUACGAUUACCUUAUCAAGUUUUUAGCCCUGGGAGACUCUGGGGUAGGGAAGACAAGCGUGCUUUAUCAGUACACGGACGGCAAAUUCAACUCCAAGUUCAUUACCACGGUGGGCAUUGACUUCAGGGAAAAGAGAGUGGUGUACAGAGCCAACGGACCCGAUGGAAGCGUCGGCAGAGGACAGAGAAUCCACCUGCAGCUCUGGGACACGGCAGGCCAGGAGAGGUUUCGUAGCCUGACGACCGCUUUCUUCAGAGAUGCCAUGGGCUUUCUUCUGCUUUUUGAUCUGACCAACGAACAGAGUUUCCUCAACGUCCGAAAUUGGAUCAGCCAGCUGCAAAUGCACGCGUAUUGUGAGAACCCCGACAUUGUGUUGUGCGGCAACAAGAGUGACCUAGAGGAGCAGAGGGUAGUCAGAGAAGAGGAGGCCAGAGACUUGGCUGAGAAAUAUGGAAUCCCGUACCUCGAGACGAGUGCCGCCACCGGCGCCAACGUGGGCAAGGCCAUCGAGACGCUCCUGGAUCUGAUCAUGAAGCGCAUGGAACGGUGCGUGGACCGCUCCUGGAUCCCGGAAGGGGUGGUCCGCUCCAACGGCCCCGGCUCCCCCGACCGCUUCCAGGACAAGGAGAAGGGCGGGUGCGGUUGUUGAGCGGCCGGGAAGGCCGUGGCGGAGCCGGGGGAGACUCCCGGUCGGGAUCGGCCGCGGUUGCAGUCGAAGGGGGAAUCCCACGGCGGGCAGGAUGGGCAGUGCCAAUCCCCCUUUGAUCCCGGCUGGGUCGGCGUCCGUCCAUCCGUCUGUCCUUAGUCCCGGGCCUCGCUCCGCCACCUCAGCCCGCGACGGUGGUCUCUGGAAGCCGUCUCCCGCCAGACGCACGUGCCCGGGCGGAGAUCCCGGGGGCCCUUCGCGUCGCUUUCCCAACUCUCCCCUCUUCCCGAGCCCGGGAAAACGCCGUCGGCUUAGGCCUCGGAAAACGCCGUCGGCUUAGGCCUUGGAAAACGCCGUCGGCUUCGGCCUUGGAAAACGCCGUCGGCUUCGGCCCCGGAAAACGCCGUCGGAUUAGGCCUCGCGUGGCACCGCUCCGACUUGAGUUUUCUAAACCCCAACCGAUCCCGUCUAGGAAACUCAACCGGGCGCGGCUGCGGUAGCCGGUUGAGUCCUUUUCCGGGGAUGCCCGCUCACCUCCCCGCCGUUGUGUCUUAACAGGACCGAGGGGCGGAAUAGGCGCCAGCCCUGUUUCCGCCGAGCUGUCGCUCUGCCCUGAAAUCGCACCACACUCGGGAAGCACCUUUCCCUUCAAACCUGGAUCGAAAAUAUGGGUCCGGUGCGGGGGAGACGUGACACCUGGAAAUCUCCACGAUUUGGCGGUUGGGUGGCAAACACAAGUCGCCGGAGCCUAUUUCAUCUCCCCCCCCGUCCAUUUCCUGUCCCAAUUUAGCGGAACUGUGGGAGAGCAUUUUUUCACUAUGAUAAUUGAUUUUUUGGGGGGUGGGUGGGAAUACUCUUUUUCACUACCCUCGAGGGGAUUUUUAUUUGCCCUCCAAUAGAUGGGAAGUCUCAGCCGAUUGCGAAGAUGAAUAUAACCAUGGUAAUGA
Tachyglossus aculeatus (Australian echidna) is the source of this 2110-nucleotide messenger RNA. It is a transcript of the gene RAB27A, whose product is annotated as RAB27A, member RAS oncogene family. Gene Ontology annotation, biological process: melanosome transport; positive regulation of exocytosis. The coding region runs from base 504 to 1166 and encodes 220 amino acids. Gene Ontology annotation, cellular component: melanosome; secretory granule. Gene Ontology annotation, molecular function: GTP binding; GTPase activity. The transcript has 7 exons. The record is from RefSeq and is a predicted model, not a curated record. Lineage: Eukaryota; Metazoa; Chordata; Mammalia; Monotremata; Tachyglossidae.